This is a messenger RNA of Staurois parvus, 293 nucleotides long. The record is from the annotation of a GenBank genome assembly. NCBI's taxonomy places the organism in Eukaryota, Metazoa, Chordata, Amphibia, Anura, Ranidae.
UGCCCAUCACUAAUCAUGAAACUGCUGUAUGAAGUAUUUAAGACUCUGUGAGAACCCAUCCAAGAAAAGCAUCUACAUCACCUGGGAACAAUGUGGGCAUCAGGGGCAGACUGACAAGUCAUGGGGCCCCCUGGGCAAUAGGGGAUCAUGGGGCCCCUGUGUUCUUGUCCAAACUCAAAAAAGCCUAUAAAAAAAAAAGGUACCAGGGGCAUCUCAUAGGGCCCCCUACUGACCCCAGGCCCUUGGGCAGUGCCCGAGUUUCAAAAUGGUCAGUCUGCCCCUGGUGGGCAUUA